Messenger RNA from Saccharomycopsis crataegensis, 3708 nucleotides. RefSeq names its product Sfi1p (gene SFI1). Bases 1 to 3708 code for a protein of 1235 amino acids. The record is from RefSeq and is a predicted model, not a curated record. The transcript has a single exon. Lineage: Eukaryota; Fungi; Ascomycota; Saccharomycetes; Ascoideales; Saccharomycopsidaceae.
AUGGAUAAUAACAGCCACAGCGAACGACCUCGCAGUAGGGUCAGGAUGUUGAUAAAAAAAUUCUCCAAUCCCAAUCUUGAGACUCCAUUUUCAUCAUUUGAAGAACCGGCGGAAUCACCAGAGGAUGCAAGAUCUCAACCUCUAGGAGACCAAAAUAUUAGGAACCUUGAUGAUACCGAUGUUCUAUCUAGUCUUAGAGAUUAUGAAUCCAACCAUGAUGAAGAUUAUGUGGAUGAUGGAGUAGAUACUGGUAAACUCAUGGCGGAAGUUGAGGUGAAAGAACGCAGCAUGAAACUGGGGUAUCAUCAUAAUGACUACACCAAAUAUGAUACCACCAAGCUUUUAUCAUUGGCAGCAAUUCGUCAAUCUAGGGCCCUUGAUGAAAAAAUGCUGGACUUUACUGAAAAAAAUACAAGAACAAACGAUGAUGAAAGUGAGGAGAUUAGUUCUUUUCAUGAAGAGGACCUCGAAAGGUUGAACAUUAAUGAAUCGUCCACGCCAAUCUACCACCAUCGCCAAGAAAUAGAAAAUGACAGAGAUAUUGAGGCCCCUCAAGAUAUAACUGAUAUCUUCAAUAAAAGAUCCCCUGCGCAGCCGGUCCUGAGUAUGGUGAUUUACGUUGAUUCACGAACCAACAGAACCGUGCCGAGCUCAUACCUUGAGAAGAAAUUAUUGCCAUUCAAAGAAAAAGAUUUCAAUUGUAAAUUCACUUUCAUUAGUAAAUUGAAUUCAGCGCCCCCUGCCAACCCUUAUGGCGAAAAUGUUACGAUGAAACGGCUUUUUGUGCCGACACCCGAUGAUUAUGUAUUCUAUAGGGAGGUUUGUGAUUUGGUAGAACGAAUUUUGAAAUCUUUCAACUUCCAGAAAUUCAAAGAGUUGCCGCAAGUAUUUUACAAUUAUUGUAAAAUAUUGAUGGAAAGUGGCUUGAAUCCCAGUCAAGAUCUUUUAGUGACUUAUAUCAUAACGUUUCUUAAGGAUUUCAAGGACAAUAAUGUGAAAAGAUUACCAUUGAAACUUAAAUUGAUUGCGAGAAUAUUUGCUUUGAGGAACCUCAAAACCGAGAACUUCUACCAUAGUGAUGAGAUCAUUGAUUCAGGUGAUGAUUUGAGUUAUGACAAUGAUGUGGUCAGUCGAGAUGAAUUGAUUAACAAAAGACUGUUUUCUCGGUAUCAGUUGAGUAAUAACUGGUUGCUCGAUGAUGAAUUCUCAUUUGACGAAUUUAACAACUGUAAUUUCAAUUUGUUGAUCUCCAGGGCAAUUCGAUAUUCCAUCUUCUUGUAUUGGCAAAGAAGAAAACAGCUUAAAAAAGUCUUUUUAAACACCUGGAAUGUUAGAUUCGAAUUAAAAAAAAGAGAAAAGCGGCUAACUGCUAACUGGGAAAAGUUUUUAGUGAAAAAGGUCUUCGUAAAUAAAUUUUACAAGCCAUACUUGAAACUGGUCAAAUUGGAAAAAGUGGCAGCAAGAUGUGCUGAAAAAUCUUUAAAAAAAAAAUGUUUAUCAGCUUGGAAAACAAAACUACUGAAUAUCAAUGCUUUGAAUAAAGUUGCCCAGGAUCAUUAUCUAGGAAAAUUCUUUAAUUAUAUGGUUUCCAAACAUAAAUUGCUUGGGAUGAAUGUACAAAAGGCAAUUGGAAUUGAUGAGAAUUCAUUGAAAACUUACCAUUUGAAAACUUGGAGAUUAAAGACAUCAUUGGCGGGAGGCUUGAAUCGAAUCAAAGCACUUCAUGAUGAAGCUUGUAUUAAAAACGUGUUCAGCAAAUGGCGAAAUAAAUCAGAAAAGAUCAAAACUAUGGAAAACGACGGUCAAAUUUUGACCACUGCGAUAUUUUGUGCCCCCCUAUUGUUUCUUUGGAAAGAAAAAGCCCUCAUUCGAACCUCUCAAUUCACUUCUCUGACCGAAAAAAUUACCACCCGUAUUAAGGUAAGGUACUUUAAGAAUUGGAUUACUUUAACGAGGAUCAAUUUGCAAAAGUAUGAGUUUGAAAAAAAUCAAAAAAUCAUAAUGAAAAAAUUUAUAUUUGAAGCCUUCUUCAUUAAGAAUCAUGCGUUGAAGACUUUGGAGAAUGAUUUUCAGAGAACCAAAAAUAUAGAAAUCUUAGCUAAUUAUUUCAUCAGCUGGAAAAAUAUCACCAUGAUCAACUUGAAAGCCACCAAAUUCAAUGUGCAAAGAUUGAAGGCCAAAUACAUGCACCAAUUGAAUAAAAGCUAUGAAUUGUUGAUGGUUGAAAAUUAUUACAAUUAUAAGCUAUUGCAAAGGUCAUUUGUCGCAUGGGAAAGAGAAGCAGUGUACCAUCAACGCCUAAGACAGUUUGAGUUAAUGGUAUUGAAAAAGUUCUUCAUGAUUUGGAAAGAAUCAACUCAGGAAUUGUUGGUAAUUUACAAAAAUUCUGAACGGGUGCAUGACUAUUUUCUUAAAUUCCGGAUGAUUAAAAAUUGGUACAAUAAGCACAUAUAUUGGAUGGAUCAAGACCAUAAUGCUGAUAUUAUUUUCAUGAAGAAUAAAUGUCUUAACAACUUUAUUGGUGGCUACAGAAGAAAUAUUGAGAGUUUCAAAAAUAAAGAAGAGUUCAUUCUUGAAAAAAGAGACGUGAAUUUGAAAAAGCGGUUUUUGCAAACCUGGAAAAUAAGAAUAUUUGAAUUACGACAGGAGAAAUUGCAAAAUUAUUAUCAAGAUUUCGUUUCCAAAAAAAAUCAAGGAAUGACCGAAAAAAUUUUCGGAAUUUGGAAAUCUAGAAAAGACCACAUUGCUGAGUUAGAGAAAAAUGCAAAUGAGAUGGUUUUGAGAAAACAUUUAUUGAAAAUUGUGAAGCGUUAUAUUGAAAUUGAUGACUGGGCAUUGUUUGCGAUUAAUUAUCAUAAUAGAUCGAUUUUGAAUAGAUGUUUUGAGAGGUUGAUCGAGGUGUCCAAUAAAAAUUACGAUUUGAGAAUCACCCUUGAAACGCAUGUGAAUAAUCAGAAUUUUAAGAUCUUAGAAAAAGUUUUCAAUAAUUGGUCAAUGAGACUCAUGAAAUUAAAACAAAUGCAACAGUCGCUCAAGCUUUUCCGGGAAAAGUGGGAUAAGGCAAAAAGCAAGAAUGUGUUGUUGAUUUGGCAACAAAAAUACCAUGAUCGGGCAACCUUGAUUGAACAGUAUCGACAGCUUGAUAGAACUUCAAAUAUUUUGUCUAGUAACAAUUCUCAGGUCAUUAAUGAUUCGAUACUACGUCGUGUAUCACCAAUUAAGUCGUUCAAUCAAAGAAUGGGGAUUUUACCAAAUAACAAUACCAAAUCAGAGUACUCUUUUAUGGACGAUGGUGACCAUUCGAAUGAUGCGAGCGAUCUUAUGGAAGAUUUACCCCAAUCUCCAUCUAUGGAGAAACAGAAAAGAAUUCACACCAGCUCAUCGUUCAAAAACCUGUAUGGUGGUGGUGCCAGUUCCAAGAAUGAAAAAUUGGAUAUUCCCACGAUCAAAAAUGAUCAAGCUAUAUUAUUUUCCUCUACCCCAUUUAGCAAUAAGAUGAGGUUCACUAGUCCUACGAAAUUCGACAGACGGCCAGACUAUGAUAUUAGAACACCGUCUGCGUCUAGAAUUAUCAAUAUGUCUCAAGUCUUCAACAAAGAUGCUCCGAUUUUAAAUCAAGCUGGUUCUUCGAUUACCAAAUCGAACGUGAUAAAGAACGAGAGACUUAAAAGUUUAAAGCGGUACUAUAAUAGUAGUACGAAGAGAUGA